Messenger RNA from Merops nubicus (carmine bee-eater), 798 nucleotides. Its product is annotated as glioma pathogenesis-related protein 1-like. The record is from RefSeq and is a predicted model, not a curated record. The transcript is spliced from 6 exons. Gene Ontology annotation, cellular component: extracellular region. Bases 1 to 798 code for a protein of 265 amino acids. Lineage: Eukaryota; Metazoa; Chordata; Aves; Coraciiformes; Meropidae.
AUGACAAGCAGAUUUUCUGCUUGUAUGCUGGCUUUGCUGCACUUCUUUCGUUCCUCUGACUCCUAUGAACCAGCGACAUUGCCUGAUAUUGGAGAUCCAAAAUUUAUCGAGGAAUGUGUGCAAAUGCAUAACAGAUUCCGGUCUGGAGUGAAUCCACCAGCCAGCAACAUGCUCUACAUGAGUUGGGAUCCAGAUUUGGCAAAGACUGCGAAAGCCUGGGCAAAGAAAUGCUUAUUCAAACAUAAUACAUACCUCAAAGUUCCAGGACAGGCUCACCCCAAAUUCACCCCUGUUGGAGAAAAUCUCUGGACUGGCUCAAUCCCUGCUUUUACUGUGCAAGGAGCCAUCACCUCUUGGUACAAUGAGGUCAGCGCCUACAGUUAUACCACCAAUAGCUGCAGAGGAACAUGUGGCCAUUAUACACAGAUUGUUUGGGCUACAAGCUACAAGGUUGGCUGUGCUGUCCACUUCUGUCCCAGCGUGGCAUACUCCUCCAUAACCAACGCAGCACACUUCAUCUGCAACUAUGGGCCAGCUGGGAAUUACCCAAGGCACCCAUACAAGGCGGGAGCUCCGUGCAGUGACUGCAACAGCGACCAGUGUGCCAGCCAGCUGUGUCAAAAUGCAGAGCGUGACAAAGUCAUUAGUGAUUCUAGGUGGUAUCCAGAGUGGGACAGGCCUGCGUGUGACGAGUACUGCAUCACCAUUAUUGCUUUAAGGCCGUUACUCCUUAUACUGACAGUUCUGGCCACCUGGCUCUUACCAAAAUACUAUUCUCUAGCACUGGCCAGUGAGUGA